AUGCUCCUGGCUGCCCUGUCCUGCCUGCUGUGGAGUUUCCAGACCUCCGCCGGCCACUUCCCUCGAGCCUGUGCCUCCUCCAAGAGCCUGACAGAGAAGGAGUGCUGCCCGCCCUGGGCGGGCGACGGGAGCCCCUGCGGCCGGCUCUCGGGCAGGGGCUCCUGCCAGGACGUCGUGCUGUCCGCGGCGCCACUCGGACCUCAGUUUCCCUUCACCGGGGUGGACGACCGCGAGUCUUGGCCCUCCAUCUUUUAUAACAGAACCUGCCAGUGCUUUGGCAACUUCAUGGGAUUCAAUUGCGGAAGUUGUAAGUUUGGAUUUCGGGGACCCGGCUGCACAGAACGGCGACUUCUGGUGAGAAGAAACAUCUUUGAUUUGAGUGUCCCGGAGAAGAACAAAUUUCUUGCCUAUCUCACUUUGGCAAAACAUACCACCAGCCCAGACUACGUCAUCCCCACGGGCACCUCUGGCCAAAUGAAUCAUGGAGCAACACCCCUGUUUAAUGACGUCAGUGUUUAUGACCUCUUUGUCUGGAUGCAUUAUUAUGUGUCAAGGGACACGCUGCUUGGGGACUCUGAAGUCUGGAGAGACAUUGAUUUUGCUCAUGAAGCCCCGGGUUUUCUGCCUUGGCAUAGACUCUUUCUGCUGCUGUGGGAACAGGAAAUCCAGAAGCUGACCGGGGAUGAGAACUUCACCAUUCCAUACUGGGACUGGAGAGAUGCAGAAAACUGUGACGUUUGCACAGAUGAGUACAUGGGAGGGCGCAACCCUGCAAACCCUAAUCUACUCAGCCCAGCAUCCUUCUUCUCCUCUUGGCAGAUCGUCUGCAGCAGACUGGAGGAGUACAACAGUCGCCAGGCUUUAUGCAACGGGACGUCUGAGGGACCAUUACUGCGCAAUCCUGGAAACCACGACAAAGCCAGGACCCCGAGGCUCCCCUCCUCGGCUGAUGUGGAGUUUUGCUUGAGUUUGACCCAGUAUGAAUCAGGUUCCAUGGAUAAAGCUGCCAACUUCAGCUUUAGAAAUACACUGGAAGGAUUUGCUAAUCCGCUUACUGGGAUAGCAGAUGCCUCUCAAAGCAGUAUGCACAAUGCCUUGCACAUCUACAUGAACGGAACGAUGUCCCAGGUACCAGGAUCUGCCAAUGAUCCCAUCUUCCUUCUUCAUCAUGCGUUUGUUGACAGUAUUUUUGAACAGUGGCUUCGAAAGUAUCGUCCUCUUCAAGAUGUUUAUCCAGAAGCUAAUGCACCCAUUGGACACAACCGAGAAUCCUACAUGGUCCCUUUCAUCCCGCUCUACAGAAAUGGCGACUUCUUCAUUUCAUCCAAGGAUCUGGGCUACGACUACAGCUACCUACAAGAGUCAGAACCGGACAUUUUUCAAGAUUACAUUAAGCCCUACUUAGAACAAGCACGUCAAAUCUGGCCAUGGCUCAUUGGGGCAGCUGUGGUUGGGUCGGUCCUUACUGCUGUACUGGGAGGACUUACUAGCCUGUUAUGUCGUCGAAAGAGAAACCAGCUUCCUGAAGAAAAGCAGCCCCUGCUCAUGGAAAAAGAAGAUUACCACAAUUUGUUGUAUCAGAGCCGUUUAUGA
This is a messenger RNA of Dama dama (fallow deer), 1593 nucleotides long. RefSeq names its product tyrosinase (gene TYR). The record is from RefSeq and is a predicted model, not a curated record. Gene Ontology annotation, molecular function: tyrosinase activity. Gene Ontology annotation, biological process: pigmentation; melanin biosynthetic process. The transcript has 5 exons. The coding region runs from base 1 to 1593 and encodes 530 amino acids. NCBI's taxonomy places the organism in Eukaryota, Metazoa, Chordata, Mammalia, Artiodactyla, Cervidae.